ACAUCCGGUGUGUUGCCCGUAUCGAUCGCGAUCGUGGACUUUCCGAGAUUUUCUUUACCCGUCCUUUUCGGUCUGUUGUCCAUUUUUAGACAUUGUCAGCAAGAAUAAGAACAGAGUAAAGAAUAUGUGCCUGUUGCCAAAUUGUUAUUCAACGGAUUCUUCCCGGAUUGUUUUGGUCCGGUUUGCUGUUGUGCCACGAUGGAUGGAAAGCAUGGCCCGAAAUGACUAAAAAAGGAAAACUUGCAAAUCGAUUGUAGCGUUCCGAGAAUGUGCGUCAGUUUGACGCCGGGACUGUCGUAGCCUUUCCAAAAAAUCGCGAUUCAAAUCAUAAGAAUCCGCGGUAUCGUAUCGGUAUGCUAAGCAAGUAGGGGACAAAAACAAACGUAAAAUGAAGAACGUGCAAAAAAAAAAAGAAAAAAACAUCAGAAUAAUAUGCGAAGGGAAAGAUGUAAACAAAAACAAAGUUUCAAUAGGAAGGUGCUUACCGCAAAGGAAGCUCUUUCGCCCGCGCAAUGGUAGAGACGCGAUGUGAUGAGCUUUUGUUUUGUCUGUUUUCUUUGCAGAUGAAAACAGGUUUUCGCUUUCAUGCCUGAUUCGCUAGUUCGCUACGGUUUUGGUGAUAUUCGGGUUGUUUUUUAUGUUUCAUCUUCUUUCGUUAGUUUGGUUUUGUUUUGUGUGUAAAAGGUGGGUUUUGUCAGCGAUAGAUAACGCAUGGACGAAGCGAGCAUGCGAGCGAGAGUGGGAUUGCAUAUGUUUUGCGUCGAAACGAUGCCGGAUGCUGUCCGUUCGAUUGGCAUGGGGAAGUGGAGUCGUUUAAAUAAGACCAUCCGACACGGUACCGAUCAGCAACAGUUGUGUGGCAGAAGUUGAGUAACGCGGUUAAAGUCGAAACGCGCAGUCCAACGUCAAACCGUACCGGGGCGUAGUUUUGAUUGAACACGACGAGCAAAUCAGUGAAAGGAUAUCUGUACCGAAAUUCAGAAAACUAAACCACAAACUAUUGCGAAAGCUGUUCCUGUUUGAGUCUCGUAUCGAGUGGAUAAAGUAGGACAAAAUUGUGCGCAACAGUGAAGGUGGUGAAGUUAGUUGAAAGAUCGAUAUAUAUACAUGGUGUAACUGAAUAUUUCAGCAAAGAGACGUUUCGUGAUAAUUUAUAAAAAAAAUGAUUAAAUAUUGUUUGUUGUUUGCAGCGGUUGUUGCAGUCGGGCAAGCACUUCACUUCGGUGAGGAGGGCAUUGACGUAAAGAUCAACGUGGAGAAGAACUCUAACUCGUACCUGAGCGGAAGACUACCACAAGGCUCGUUCGAGUAUGGCCUGGAUGUGGUGAAGCAGAAGGACAAUCAUUUCCAGCACAAAGUAAAGGGCCCGGAUGAUGUGACGUACGGUUGCUAUGGGUUCGUCGAUCCGGACGGUAAGCCUCAUCUCGUACACUACGUAUCGGAUCUUAAAGGAUACCGCAUCGUGCCUCCGGAUUCCGCCACCAAGAUUUACAUCUCGCGCCUUGAGCGCAGCAUCAACAACGUGUAUCAGGCGUCGCAGGAGAAGAAUGUCCAGUGGAAGGAUCUGUUCUUCCCACCGGCCUGUAAGCAGCUGUACACCGAAACGAAGGUAUCCGCCCCACCAACCACACCACGCCCGACACCGCGUACUCCAUCCACCACACGCCGUCCCCCUCCAACUACUCGCCGCGUCACAGCCGCCCCACCGCCAGCACCAGCUGUUCCAGAGCCGGAGUUUACCGCGUCCAGCAAUUUGUGUCCGUCGAUUGUAGAGGCCCCACCGGCAGAUCUCGCACCUCAGCCCGCCUGCUCGAAAGUGUGCGAUGAGCUGAAGGACGAACUGAAGGCCAUUAAGGAUCAGUUGAAGACAUUGCUCGAUACACUAGCGCAGAAACCGAAGAAUGGGUCAGGUAGUAAUGGAACCAAGUUUGCCUAUUUCCCGGUCAUGCUAAGCGAUGGACUACCGGACGGUGUGGAUGCAAGUUCGUCCAAGUUUGUGUUCCCGACAGUUCCGCAACAGUGCGGCAAGUAAGUGAAUCAGUCAGCUGUUACCUUUUGUUUUGUUGAGGAAAUCCAAAAGGUAAUAACUAUCUGUGUGAAUUCGAGUCAAAUGAUUAUGUAUAAGAGCUUAGCGAUAAGUUGUGCUUUGUAAGAUAUUUGGUAAUAAAAAAGAAACACUAUUUGAAAUAACGGUUGCCGGUUUUACUAGAUUGAAGGUGAAGUUUGUCCCGGGAUCUUUGGCUU
Anopheles funestus (African malaria mosquito) is the source of this 2244-nucleotide messenger RNA. RefSeq lists its product as uncharacterized. The record is from RefSeq and is a predicted model, not a curated record. Lineage: Eukaryota; Metazoa; Arthropoda; Insecta; Diptera; Culicidae. Bases 1163 to 2032 code for a protein of 289 amino acids. The transcript has 3 exons.